This is a messenger RNA of Ceratosolen solmsi marchali, 1146 nucleotides long. It is a transcript of the gene Ypel, whose product is annotated as Yippee-like. The transcript has 4 exons. The record is from RefSeq and is a predicted model, not a curated record. NCBI's taxonomy places the organism in Eukaryota, Metazoa, Arthropoda, Insecta, Hymenoptera, Agaonidae. The coding region runs from base 34 to 378 and encodes 114 amino acids.
GUCGUCGAGCCGCUUCACCCGCUCGACGCCAUCAUGGUCAAAACUUUCCAGGCGUAUCUGCCCUCCUGCCAUCGCACCUACUCGUGCAUUCACUGCCGCGCCCACCUCGCCAACCACGACGAACUCAUCUCCAAGUCCUUCCAAGGAAGUCAAGGUCGCGCCUAUUUGUUCAACUCAGUGGUGAACGUCGGCUGCGGACCCGCGGAGGAACGAGUCCUGCUUACAGGACUCCACGCCGUCGCCGACAUCUACUGCGAGUGCUGCAAGACGACCCUCGGUUGGAAAUACGAGCACGCGUUCGAGUCGAGUCAAAAGUACAAAGAGGGCAAGUUCAUAAUCGAGCUCGCCCACAUGAUCAAGGAGAAUGGAUGGGAGUAGCGGCAGGUCCGGGAGGGCCGGAGUCGCGCAAGCAGGCCGCGCUCAGGAGGAUGAGGACGGCUCCAGGACCUCGGCCGUCUUCUAAAACCCUCUCCGCCGAGCCACCAACGAAAGUCUGUGAUUUCAUUUGUGAUUUAUAAUCUUAGUAACGCUCCCGUGUGUCUCGGACCAGAUUGGGAUGGAGGGAGCGAGCAAAGAGUGGAGGGAGACAACGUGGGAGCGCAGAGGACGGGGACUGAGGUCGAGGGGCAUCGGGCAACCGGAGGCCGGCCAAGGGGAGGACGUCCUCGGGACGACCCCGACCGGAGGCCGAUCGCGUACGCUACGAAGGACGAGGAGCGUAAACGAGGAGCUCGGCCCCGUGUGACCUGAGGCUCGGGGAAUCGGGGAGCGUUUGGUCGCGGGGGAGGCUCUCGGACACGCCCCCGCGAUCCGUUUAAUUCUAUCGACGCUCUGGUCACUGUGGCGCGGCAGACUUUUAUCUCUCGCUUUUCUUGUCUUCUCGCGGUAUCGUUUGCAAGCUCGAUUGCGCUGCGACAGGAGCUUGGGACUGCUAGUGCGCGCGGUGAUCUUUCGAUCGUUAAGCGAUGCUUGAUUUUCAGCGAUUACCGUUGCAUGACCAGCCGUGAACGCACGUACCUCGUAAGGUUUAUUGUAAUGGAGAUGCGAGGAGAUGCGAGUGCCGUGCAAAUUUAAGCUAUAGAGUCGCGAACCAUCAGCAGUUAACAGCAGUUAACAUCGGCAAGUGCUUCUUUUUCUUUUUCUUUU